Messenger RNA from Hypomesus transpacificus, 2347 nucleotides. RefSeq names its product potassium channel, subfamily K, member 4a (gene kcnk4a). The transcript has 9 exons. Gene Ontology annotation, molecular function: potassium ion leak channel activity. The coding region runs from base 434 to 2347 and encodes 637 amino acids. Gene Ontology annotation, biological process: stabilization of membrane potential; potassium ion transmembrane transport. The record is from RefSeq and is a predicted model, not a curated record. Lineage: Eukaryota; Metazoa; Chordata; Actinopteri; Osmeriformes; Osmeridae. Gene Ontology annotation, cellular component: membrane.
UUGAGGCAAACACACACACACACACACACUCCUUCAGUUUCUUCAGCUGGGAACACACAUACAGUUUGUCUUCUGACUGAGAAUUGGCUGGUGAGAGAAGCCUGUGUGUUGAGAUGCACACACACUGCACAUCCCUUUAUCUCUACAGCCAGCUCUCGUGGCCCCUGAAGACUGAGCGACUUUCUACAACUGUCUCCUGCAGAGAGGGAGAGAGGGGGAUAGUAGAACUCUACAGUCCUAAAGACUGAAGAAGGGAAGAGAGAAAGGACAGAUUCCUCAUCGUCACCAGAUUACCGGGAUGGAGGAGGAAUGGACAAGCUGAUGUGAUACAAGUGAUGUGUCUUAAGAGACGUCCCCUAGAGGAUCCUGACGAUUGACCCGUGAACCCUGACCCCCUGACCCCAGUAGGGGGGGGGGGGGGGCAGAGUGGAGGAUGCGUUGCCCCACCCUCAUGGCCCUCCUUGCGGGGGUCAUGCUGUACCUGGUGAUGGGCGCCCUGGUGUUCCGCUGGCUGGAGGCUCCCAAAGAGAGCAGUGAUUACGAGAACCUGAGAAGAAACAGGAGAACCUUCCUCCACAAUCACACCUGUGUCACUGAGGAGGACCUCGGACAGCUCAUUAACAAUGUGGUGGAGGCGGUGGACGCAGGGCUGGAUGCGACCAGUACUUCUCCCAACUUCACCAGUAGAUGGGACUUGUCCAGUGCUUUCUUCUUCUGUGGAACCAUCAUUACCACCAUAGGUUUUGGGAACCUUUCCCCUAAGACAGGACAUGGGCAGCUUUUCUGCUUGUGCUAUGCCCUGGUGGGCAUCCCCAUGUUCGGCAUCCUGCUGGCGGGCGUGGGUGAUCACAUGGGCACAGGCCUAAGGAAGGCUGUGGCCAACAUCGAGACCCUCUUCCUGAAACGACGGGUCAGUCCCACCAUUGUGCGUAUCAUCUCUGCUGUUCUGUCUAUCCUGAUUGGCUGUCUGAUAUUCCUCGCUGUGCCAACAGUAGUGUUUCAUAAAGUGGAAGGAUGGUCCUUCCUUGAGUCACUCUACUUUGUGGUCAUCACCCUCACUACUGUGGGCUUUGGAGACUAUGUUGCUGGCAAUCGUCAAAACAGCGACCUGUUUAAGCCCCUGGUGUGGCUCUGGAUAGUGUUCGGCCUAGCCUACUUUGCGUCCAUCCUCACCAUGAUAGCCAACUGGUUCCGCGUGUUGUCCAAGAGAACACGCGCCGAGAUGGAGGAACUGAGGGCUCACGCCACAGACUGGACCCAGAACAUCCAGAACAUGUCCAUGGACUUCAGGAUCCCCAACCCUCUGGACCUUAAUGACCCCUUCCUGCUUCAGCGGCGCCGCUGGAAACGCAGCACGCGUCGCCGUGUCCGCCGCUGCGCCCAGGUCACCCUGGGAUACCGUGCCCGGGGAUGCCUGGAGAACGGCCACCUGCCCAAAAGCUGGGUCAGCCGCUCAUGCUCCAUGAGCCGGCUGGAGGUGCAACCCCUGGAGGGGCCCAGACUCAGCCCUGUUCCAAGGCGGCUCCUCCUGAAGCCAGAGGAGAGGUCACUGGCGAGGUUGCUGGCCCGGUCCAUGUCGCUGCCCGCGGCGAGGUCCGUGUCAGAGCUAAAGCCCAGGAGGUCACGAGAUUCCGAGUCCGUCGAGUCCGACUCGAGGUCGGACAUCUCCUCUUCUGAUUCCCAAUCCUACCAGGAUUACCAGGUGGCGAGGAGGAGUCAGGGGGGGCGGAGGGGGCAGGGAGGGCAGAGUGUGAAACUGAGAGAGGAGAGAGGGCGAGAUGAAAGAGGGAGUCUGAAAGAUGACAGAGGGAGAGAAGAGAGAGGGAAUUGUGAUGUGGACAUGGUAACCAUGGUGGAGAUGAGAGGGAACCAGAGAAAAGAGAGAGGAAUUUUAGGAGAAAAGCAUGAGAGCUGGGGAAAGAAUCGAGGGAGCUGGGGAGGGGGGAGGGGGGAUUGGUCAGAGCACAGAGGGGACUGGGACGAAGAGAUACCCGUGUUUAUGGACGACGACAGCCCGUACGUUGUACCACCCCCUCUCCCCCACUCCUUGCCUCCCUCACUCUCCACCCCCACCAACACCCCGCCAAACUGCCCCCUUCUGGACUUCUUCGGGGAGAACCUGGCGUACAUCGACGAGUCCUCUGACACGCUCAGCGAUCGCUUCCAGCCCAGCGAUGGUGGCAGCAAUGGUGGAAAGAGAGCAAAGCCUCACAAGCCCCAGAGGCAGAGCAUGAGGAGGCAACUCCCUCACAGGAGCCCCCUGGAGGACAGUUGGAGGAGGAGCAGCGAGCUGCAGCCCCCUUCCAACCCCCCGACCCCGCCUCCUCUCUCCUCCCUCGGACGCUGA